This is a messenger RNA of Rhincodon typus (whale shark), 2098 nucleotides long. RefSeq names its product Kruppel-like factor 9 (gene klf9). The transcript has 3 exons. Gene Ontology annotation, biological process: regulation of transcription by RNA polymerase II. The record is from RefSeq and is a predicted model, not a curated record. The coding region runs from base 378 to 1088 and encodes 236 amino acids. Gene Ontology annotation, molecular function: RNA polymerase II cis-regulatory region sequence-specific DNA binding; DNA-binding transcription factor activity, RNA polymerase II-specific. NCBI's taxonomy places the organism in Eukaryota, Metazoa, Chordata, Chondrichthyes, Orectolobiformes, Rhincodontidae.
AUUGGUUAUAGUUGUGAAAGAACAUUGGGGAGCUGCAGCAGAGAUUUGGUGUAGUGUGACUGUACCAGCAUCAACGCUAAACCUGGUCUGUGAUUAAUCUCGCCUUCAAAAUUCAGCAGUUCCGCGCACCGACCAAAAUAAAACAGACUUUCUUUUAAUGGGGAUUGAAACCUUUGCCGCGUGUGAUCUUUGGAGUUGGGAAACGUGGUUUGAUAUUUUAAUACACGCCACGUGGUUGUCAUAUUUGUAUAAGGAAAAUACUUCGGUCCUUAAUGCUAGAAGCAGAUCGUCUGCUAAAAGUCUGCUGUUGAGUUGAAAGCCAAAGCAAGGUGUGAGCAACCUGCAGGAAGUUUACUGAUAAAUUUGCUUGUGGAACCAUGUCAGCUGUUGCUUAUAUCGAAUAUUUGGCCGCCGAAUGCUUGGUCUCCAUCUCCAAUCGCCCUAUCGUGCAUCAGUCUCCCGGACAGCAGUUGACUGAAGACAGUAAGGGAGACCCCAGGGAGGGCUGCAAGGACGGAGGGUCCCUCACCACCAUGGCCAGGAUCCUGGCCGAUCUCAGCAAGCGCCAACCGCUCUCCCAAUUCGGAUGCAGUCACAUUGAGGGCUGCGUUAACUCCGAGGGAGAUGCGUGCAGCGUGCUCGAUGGCGGAGCCCAGCGCUGGGAGCCGCACCUUGACAAUGGAAUUGCGCCGGAGUUUGGACUGCUAGAGUGCAACGUAACGGGUGAGGUAAAGUCCUUUUCGGGCAAGAGACACGAGUGCCCCUUUACUGGAUGUGGAAAAGUGUACAGAAAGUCUUCGCACCUGAAGGCACACUUUAGAACGCAUACAGGGGAAAGACCCUUUCCUUGCACAUGGCCUGACUGCAGCAAAAGGUUUUCCCGUUCUGACGAACUCACACGACAUUACAGAACUCACACCGGGGAGAAAAGGUUCAAGUGCCCCAUGUGUGAGAAAUGCUUCAUGAGGAGUGAUCAUUUGACCAAGCAUGCCAGGCGGCAUCCUGGCUUUCAUUCCAGCAUGCUUCAAAAGCAAUGUAGGAGAAUUGGGCCGCUUCGAUCAGCAGCCUCUGAAACAGCAAAAGCCUAGCUUUUGGGAGCAAAGAGACAGCAGGCUGCUGAAGUCACUGCAUCGUUGGUAUGCCAAUUUGUCUUUGCUGCUGUUAAAGUGUGCAGUUUGUAUUCUGCACUUUGGUGCUGUGGUCUCAAACUCUGGGGCACUUUCUGGUAGUGGGUCUCUGUUUGCUAGUGGAUCCAUUGUUGGCCAGCAAGUUUUGUUGUCACAGCCUUGCACUACAACAGAUUCUCAACAUUUCCAAUAAUUCUGGGUGCAAUUUGAAACGCAGUCUCCUAAACUAUGCAAUAACGACUCCUGCACUGCUAUCCUCUCUGCUGGUGUGAAGGUUUACUCAACACUUUUUUUUCCCUUAGCCGGACAGAGACUUGGUUCGUCUGUUUAGUGUAGUAAAAACAAGGCAGCAUUACUUCCACUGGUGCUCGAAAUGAUGUGAUUUUGAAUUUACACCAGCAACAGGCUAACGGCAAGAUUUACAAACUGAAUACUGCAGUGGCGGAUGUGACCAUCUAAAUGCCUUGUCCUAAUUAUGACUGGUGGUGUAUUUUACAUGUUUAUCCACAAUAGGAGAUGGGGAAAGGGGUAGAAGAGAAUGCUUUCCUCAGCUUUGGCAAGAUAAUGUUUUAUGUUUUACAGUGCUAACUUUUUUGAAGAACAAAUACUGGAAAAUCUACCUCUCUAAACUAGAGCUAGCAAAAGUAUACCUUUACAUAUUACAAUGAUUGACCGUGCAAAGAUUAUUUUGCCACAGUUCUACCAGAUCAUAGGACUGCUCUCUGAGACAGGGGACUGGUGGUAGUUUAACUUGAGGGUAACCAAGCUUCAGGUGAGGGUGGUGUGGGGGGAGGGGGGGGGGGUGGCGCAAGAGAUGUAGUACUUCUGUGUGAAUGUCUACAGAUCACAUUGUACCAUUGUCUGGUUUAGCCCUUUUACUGCAUGUAAUGCAAUUAUAUUUCCUUUUAUUCAUCUGAGAUCUUGCAAUUUGUAUUUUGUGAAAGCUGAAUAAAAUAAAUACCUAAAAAGUU